CACCCAGUCGCUCUACCUUUUACAUCGAGUACGACGGCCAACGUUCUCUUGCGAGUUUACAGACAUGGUUGCUCAAACUCAGUUGUGCUUCAUCAACACCUUCCCAAACCAGGAAGACAUAACGCACAGGAGGACAGCUCGUAAGCACUCGGCCCGAGUGACGCACGCGCGCCAGCGACAGGCGCGGAUCGAGCAGUAUCAGCUAGAGAAGCAGCAACGACCGCAGAUAUGCACGCCGCCUACCGGACAGCUGGUCCGACCAAUCUCAGAGCACGAGAAGAAGCUCCUAGAACACUUCUUCCAUGUCACGAUACCGCAUCAGGCUCAUCACUGUGUCUGCACCGGCUGUGCAUCCAAGUCACAGGUGCAGCCAGACAUCCCCUCAGCCGGACUAGUGCCAGCUACGUAUCGAGGCGAGGCCGGUAAGGAGAUUCGCUGCCGUGUGGCAAUUUUUACAGACUGGGCAAAGUUGGCCCUCACGCAGAGGGAUGCGCUCGAAGGCGUCUUGCUUGCCGCACAUCGGCAGGUUGUGCUUGCUAAUCGGCGGCUGCAAACACUAUCUGCAGGACUGGAAAUGCCUGGGCUCGGCUAUAUCCCUCACAAGAACCGGCCUCUGCUGGACUGCGCGGCUUUGGAACGCAAGGCAUCGUGCAUCGAGACACUCCGCCGAGGCCUGGCAGGGGAAAGCGAUGAGAGUCCAGAUAGUUCCAAGAGAGAGGACAGAGAGGCAGUAAUAUUGGCCAUCCUGUUCCUGGCGGCUGAUGAGGUGUGGCACGGCGGACGUGACGCAGCGGUUGUGCAUAUGACAGCAGCCACACAGCUGAUGGGCCAAGAUGAACGAGGUGUCGCACGAAUCCAGUCCGGGUCAAGAAACCCCGAUCGUUUCCACGAGGAACUCAUGGAUAUCCUUGGUCACGAAAUUCGGGCUCUCCCGACCGGCGGAGUUUUCAGCCACUUUAACCACCACUGAUAGUACACGCAGAGAUGUAAUAUGGACAUGCACGGAUGUGGCUAAAACAUAUUCCUAUUCAUCACUGGACGCGAGGCUGGGGGCUUUUCUUGGCCCACGUUACGCCAUGUAUUUGUCUGUGCCCAGCUUGGUGUCAAAGACAUGCUCGUUCAAGCCUUCGCCUGCGCGGCAAACUGAGCCCGCUUGCGCUUGAUGCCCGCGACAACGUCAUCCUCAGGAAAAGUGCUCUUGACCGAUGGAACCUCGGCGACAGCCGUUGCCCAGCGAUAGAAGUUGGGCGCCUUGGUCUGGAGCUCUGCCGAGAGAUCCUUGAUGAUGUCGUGCUUCGGAAGCCUCAGGAGGCGAAUGACGAAGGAACCAGUUUGCACCUGACAAUGGUCAGAAGAAUCCUCAGCAUAUUUUAACAUCGACAAAAUAAAGAUGCAGCCAGAUAUCGGAUCAAUACAUACCUCUGCGAGCGUG
Molecule: messenger RNA, 1432 nt
Organism: Microdochium trichocladiopsis
Lineage: Eukaryota; Fungi; Ascomycota; Sordariomycetes; Xylariales; Microdochiaceae
Exons: 3
Coding region: 65-970 (301 amino acids)
Source: RefSeq, a predicted model, not a curated record